Cucurbita maxima (winter squash) is the source of this 1510-nucleotide messenger RNA. RefSeq names its product sphingolipid delta(4)-desaturase DES1-like. Bases 216 to 1190 code for a protein of 324 amino acids. The record is from RefSeq and is a predicted model, not a curated record. Gene Ontology annotation, biological process: ceramide biosynthetic process. Gene Ontology annotation, molecular function: sphingolipid delta-4 desaturase activity. Lineage: Eukaryota; Viridiplantae; Streptophyta; Magnoliopsida; Cucurbitales; Cucurbitaceae. The transcript has 3 exons. Gene Ontology annotation, cellular component: membrane.
CAUUGUCCACGGUGGCAAGUUGGGAGGCAUCGGAAGAUGGGUACAGCCGGAAUGAAUCAGAGUCCACUCGAACGAAACGAGCGCCCUUCUCUAAAUAUAGCAGUCUCCUCCAUUUCCAUUUUCAUAUUUGCCAAUUUCAGCGCCAGGAGCCGCCAGGAGAGACAGAAUCCGCCGAGGCAUAUUCCGGGAGCGAAGGUCAGCCGCAAGCAGAGGCAAUGCGAGGAGGUGGAGAGAGAGAUGAGGGUGUAAUAGCCACUGACUUCUUCUGGUCAUACACCGACGAGCCUCACGCUUCAAGGAGACGCCAAAUUCUCUCGCAGUACCCUCAGAUUCGGGAGCUCUUCGGUCCUGACCCGUGGGCUUUGUUCAAGAUUUCUGUGGUUGUUCUGCUUCAGUUAUGGACUGCCACGACCCUUCACAAUGCAGACUGGUUAAAGAUAUUGGCAAUAGCCUACUUCUUUGGCUCUUUUCUGAACCACAAUCUGUUCUUAGCUAUUCACGAGCUCAGCCACAACCUUGCCUUUUCAACACCUGAUCACAACAGGUGGCUCGGGAUUUUUGCUAAUCUCCCCAUUGGAGUGCCCAUGUCCAUCACAUUUCAGAAGUAUCACCUAGAGCACCAUCGCUUCCAGGGAGUGGAUGGCAUGGAUAUGGAUGUUCCAAGCCAGACUGAAGCUCGUCUGGUGACUAAUGUCGUCUCAAAAGCUAUAUGGGUUGUCCUCCAACUCUUCUUCUAUGCUCUCCGGCCAUUGUUUCUAAAACCAAAGCCCCCAGGCCGAUGGGAGUUCAUCAACUUCUUUAUUCAGAUAACUCUUGAUGUUGCCAUGGUUUACUUUUGGAGCUGGAAGACUUUUGCUUACCUGAUUCUCUCCACCUUCGUCGGUGGCGGGAUGCAUCCGAUGGCUGGUCACUUCAUUUCCGAACAUUACGUCUUCAAUCCCAAACAGGAGACGUACUCUUACUACGGUCCUCUUAAUCUUCUUACAUGGAGUGUGGGUUACCAUAAUGAGCACCAUGACUUCCCCAGGAUCCCAGGAAACAAGCUUUACAAGGUGAAGGAGAUUGCACCUGAAUACUACAAUGAAUUAGAUUCGUAUAAAUCAUGGAGCCAGGUGAUAUACAUGUACAUUAUGGACAGGUCAGUGGGGCCAUUCAGUAGGAUGAAGAGACUGUCAAAGAAACCCGAGUAGCCCAUCCUUUUCUCUCCCCCUUUAUAUUCUUUUGUUUCAUUCUUUUUCCAUCUCUCUCUUGAGCUGGUUUUGCCAUUGUGUUUUGCCUACGUUCGUGGAGAGUUUAUUUGUUCUACUUAGAUUGUGUAAUAGCCAGGCAUGUAUGUUGACUGUACUGUAAUCCAUUUUCAGAGCUUUUUGAGGAACUGAUUGUGAAAGGAGCCGAACAUUGGCGAACCUGGAUCCUCAUAGGCUUGGUAAUUGGUUUGCUUACAACUAUUGUACCUAUACUUUCAGGGCUGUGCCUCCAUAUUUUCAUCUUAAUGUGCCUUCUAUACUCA